Verruconis gallopava is the source of this 2153-nucleotide messenger RNA. RefSeq lists its product as uncharacterized. Gene Ontology annotation, cellular component: membrane. Gene Ontology annotation, biological process: transmembrane transport. NCBI's taxonomy places the organism in Eukaryota, Fungi, Ascomycota, Dothideomycetes, Venturiales, Sympoventuriaceae. Bases 141 to 1772 code for a protein of 543 amino acids. Gene Ontology annotation, molecular function: transmembrane transporter activity. The transcript has 2 exons. The record is from RefSeq and is a predicted model, not a curated record.
UCGAGAAAAUCUAGCCGGUUUAGAAAUGGCGAUAAGAAAAAGUUCUUGGUUAUCUGAAAUGGCUUCCGCUGAAAAUCUCGUUUUUCAUUUCCAUUCCGCGCAUUGCAUCUCUGUCACUACGGACGACAGACAUUUCUGCGAUGGAAGAAUUAGGCGAAGACAUCGAAAAGCUUGACCAAACCUCAAAAAACUCUUCAUCGCCUGGGACACCAACUGUGAACGCCCGAGAUGCUGUCGAUGAAUUGCACCACGUUGAAACGGGCAAAGUUAAAGAGCACGAUGGCGAGAACAUACAGCUUGAGAAGACUAAGUCUCUCGCUGAAACUAUGUCUUUGCCUCACGAGAUAGCGUUCAUUGCAAUUGUAUGCAUGGCGCAAUUUUUCACCCAAGCUGCCCUUGGUCAAGCGGUCUCGAUCAUUAACGUUAUAGGCGAGUCCUUCAACAUCACCAGCCCUGGCAUCCUAUCUUGGCUACUCGCUGGCUACUCUCUUACUGUCGGAACCUUCAUUUUAAUCUCCGGUCGUCUCGGCGAUCUCUUCGGAUACAAGCGCCUCCUUCUCAUCGGCUUCUCCUGGUUUGCUCUCUGGUCCAUGGUCGCCGGUCUUGCCGUCUACUCAAACUCAGUCCUCUUCAUAUUUGCGCGUGUCCUACAGGGCAUUGGCCCCGCGAUCGUGCUCCCCAAUGGAGUCGCAAUCUUCGGAGCCAUGUAUGCGCCAGGGCCAAGAAAGGCUAUGGUCUUCUCCAUCUUUGGUGCAUGUGCGCCCAAUGGCAGCGUUGCCGGUUCAGCCAUGGCUGGUGUGUUUGCAUUAACAUGGUGGCCAUGGGCAUUUUGGAGCGAGGCAAUCGCAUUGAUCUUCAUCACGGUCUCCGCAUAUUUCGUCAUACCAGAACCUCCAAAGAAGAAGGAAGCAACCACGUUAACACUAUGGGAAAAGAUGGAGCACAUUGACCCUUUUGGGUCCGUCACUGGUGUCACCGCUCUCGUUCUUAUCAAUUUCGCGUGGAACCAGGCUCCGGUCGUCGGGUGGCAAGAAGCAUAUGUCUACAUCUGCCUUAUCCUUGGAUUUAUCUUCUUGGGUUUAUUCUUCUUUGUUGAGUUUCGCAUCUCAAAAUAUCCGCUCAUCCCAUUCGAAGCUUUUACUGCCGACGUGGCAUAUGUCCUCGGCGCCAUAGUUUGCGCAUGGGGCACUUUCGGCAUUUGGUUCUUUUAUACAUGGUUAUUCUUUCUGAAUCUAAGGCAUGCGUCGCCGCUCCUGACCACCGCAUACAUGUCGCCCGUCUGCCCGUCUGGAGCGAUUGCAGCAUUGUGUACCGGUUGGAUGCUGGGACGCUUCCGCGCAGGCGUUGUGAUGACGAUGUCCCUUGCCGCUUUCUUGAUUGGUACAAUUCUCAUGAUGACUGCUCCAGUCGACCAAACGUACUGGGCGCAAACCUUCGUCGCCGCAAUUAUAACGCCUUGGGGCAUGGAUAUGUCCUUCCCUGCGGCAACACUAAUUCUCAGCAAUGCAGUCAAAAAAGAACAUCAGGGCAUUGCCGCCAGUCUCGUAAACACGUUGGUUAACUACAGCAUCUCCAUAGCGCUAGGCUUUGCUGGUACAGUGGAAGUACAUGUGAAUCAUGGCGGCCGCUCACCCGACGAUCUGCUCCUGGGUUAUCGUGGAGCUUGGUACAUUGCCACUGGUCUUGCAAGUCUCGGACUUGCGAUCAGUAUACUUUUCCUGGCACGAAGUCAUUGGCACGAUUACAGGCAGUCAAAACAAAGUCAUGUUUAGGUAGUGACUUAAAGUUUGAAGACACAAAAUGGCGAGCGAAGCUUAUACUUAAGUAGUACUCUUUUCUCUUCUCCAGAAUUGAACACUGGAGAGAAUGCAGCCCCAAAAGAGAAAAAUAUACAUAAUGCAAAGGCCUUUUGCACAUUUUUCUGUAAAUCUCUUGUACGAUGGUUCGCAUUUGUCAUUCGAGAGUCCUAACAUAGUCAAGACUCUGGCAUAUCCUGUCGGCAAUUUUGCCAAACGUCUGGGCUACCAUUAUGUCGAUUUAGUCGAUCACACAGUAAAGAGUUCGCUGCCACGCCAGAGCAAAGGAGCAGAUCACUGUGAUACUUUAGUAUCUUCUGUUUAAUUUAACAAAACCAGGACUAAGUAAUUCAAUGG